AUGGACGCCGUCGACGCGCUGCUCAGUCAGAGCGUUUUGAAACCUGGUUUCCAAAAAAAUUACAAGGUACCAGUAAACGAAAAGAGCUCAAAGAUCAUCAAAAGAAUUAAAAAGAAAGAAGAAGCAAAGACUAAAGGCAAAGGUUGGUUUAAUUUGCCAGCAACUAAAUUGACAGACAAUAUUCGACAUGAUCUUGACUUAAUUCGUAUGAGAUCAGCACUAGAUACUAAACGUUUUUAUAAAAAGAAUGAAACUGAAGCAUAUCCCAAAUAUUUCCAAGUUGGUACUGUUGUAGAUUCACCAUUAGAGUGUAAAUCUGGCCGUCUCACUAACAAAGAACGGAAACGUACAAUGGUUGAUGAACUUUUAGCAGAUGCCGAGUUCAAACAAACAACUAAAAAACGUUACAAGAAUAUAUUAAUGGCCAAUCCUAAAUUGGCAUCUAAAAUAAGAAAAGAAAAUAGGAAAAUGAAUAAACUUAAAAAGAAAAGAAAAUAA
Macrosiphum euphorbiae (potato aphid) is the source of this 498-nucleotide messenger RNA. The record is from the annotation of a GenBank genome assembly. NCBI's taxonomy places the organism in Eukaryota, Metazoa, Arthropoda, Insecta, Hemiptera, Aphididae.